AUGGAAUUGGACACCCAGGAAGCUGGGGUUGCCUUGCCUGAAUCUGUUUGGUGGGAAGUUGUUGUUCCAUUAUGUGAUGAUUCUUGUUCCAUAAGAAGUCAUAAUAGUCAGAAAGACCCCAGUAACACUUACUUUUGUAGGCUUCUGGAGUUCCUUCUUCUUGUUUUAGUUGUCAUUUUCCAUCUUUCAGCUAAUCUUCAUUGGCCAUUAGAUGAGGCCAGCAUGGAGAGUUCUCCCAAAAGUCCUCGUCCAGAGUUUAAGGGUGCCAGUUUAAUCUCAGGAAUGAAUGACUACAAAAUAACAAGCUGUGAUCCUCCUUCUUGGAAGAGGAUGACAGGGGUUGAUUACCGUUGGCAUUCCAAAACUUUAUUGCUUCAUGAGCUUAAAAGUGAUUCUUCGAAGUACAAUUCUUGUAAGGGGCUCUAUGUUGGAAAAAAGCACAUCAGGACCAUUGCCCUCAUGUUUGGAUUGUUGGGUUGCCUUUUCCUUCUUGAUUCUCUUAUCAUCUCCUCUUUUGAGUUUGCAAAUCUUCAACCCAGUACAGCCUCAAAUAAUUCAAGUCGAGAUUCCUACAUCAACAUGAAACAAUCGCCAGUAUAUAUGUAUGAUCGGCUUCUAAACUUAGCUUCCAGCGCUCUUGCAGAGAAGGAGUUCAAGCAAGAGUCAUCCAAUUUAUGGGUGGAACCAUAUCGGCAGGCAUCUUCAUGGGAACCUUGUGCAGAAAGAAAAGUUCAAACCAAUCGGGGGAAAUCUGUGAAAAGUAAUGGCUACAUCUUAGUCAGUGCAAAUGGUGGUCUUAAUCAACAACGAGUUGCUAUUUGCAAUGCUGUUGCUGUGGCAUCUCUCCUCAACGCAACUCUAGUUAUUCCAAAAUUUCUUUACAGUAACGUAUGGAAGGAUCCAAGUCAGUUUGGAGAUAUAUACCAAGAGGAGUAUUUCAUGUAUAUCCUCAAGGAUGAUAUCAGUAUUGAGAAGGAACUUCCGCCUCAUAUGAAAUCUCUGGAUCUGGAAGCAAUUGGCAGCCAGAUUACAGAUACAGAACUUGCGAAGGAGGCAACAUCUGCUGAUUAUAUUAAAACUGUGCUUCCUAUUCUUUUGAGAAAUAGAGUUGUUCAUUUCCUGGGAUAUGGAAAUCGCCUUGGUUUUGAUCCACUGCCUUCUGAUAUUCAGAGGUUAAGAUGCAAAUGCAAUUUCCAUGCUUUGAAAUUCGUGCCAAAAAUUCAACAAGUUGGCUCACUAUUGAUCAAAAGGAUUAGAAAAUAUAGUGCUCGACUAAGCAUGUUAGACACUCAGUUGCUGGGAAAUUUCAUCCAUGACAAGGAAAACCAUGAAGCUGCUAGGGGCUCAACAAAAUAUCUUGCUUUGCACUUAAGAUUUGAAAUAGAUAUGGUGGCUUAUUCCUUGUGUGAAUUUGGAGGUGGGAAAAAUGAGAUGAAGGAACUUCAAGCCUACAGAGAAAGCCAUUUUCCUCUGUUUCUUGAGCGCUUGAAGCAAUCGAACUCUAUUUCUCCAACGGAUUUGAGAAAAUUGGGAAGAUGUCCAUUGACACCAGAAGAAGCAGCACUUGUUCUAGCGGGUCUUGGUUUCAAACGUGGAACUUACAUUUACUUGGCUGGUUCUCAUAUUUAUGGGGGAAAUUCAAGAAUGGAUCCCUUCACUAGACUCUACCCCAAUGUGAUAACAAAGGAAAACCUGCUUACACCCAGUGAACUAGCACCGUUCAAGAAAUUUUCUUCUCAGCUGGCUGCUUUGGAUUUCAUAGCAUGUGCAAGUGCAGAUGUAUUUGCCAUGACUGACUCUGGUAGCCAACUUUCAUCAUUAGUAUCUGGAUUCAGAACCUACUAUGGUGGCGGUCAUGCUCCUACCUUGCGGCCUAACAAGACAAGGCUAGCAGCAAUUUUGAUGGAGAAUGGCACCAUAGGAUGGAACAGUUUUGAAAUCAGAAUAAAGAAGAUGAUUCUUGAAGGUCAAAAGGCUGGCAUAAGGAGUAAUGGCCGAAGCAUUUAUAGACAUCCUAGGUGCCCUGAGUGCAUGUGCAAACACCAUUAG
Gastrolobium bilobum is the source of this 2049-nucleotide messenger RNA. RefSeq names its product O-fucosyltransferase 8. The record is from RefSeq and is a predicted model, not a curated record. The transcript is spliced from 12 exons. NCBI's taxonomy places the organism in Eukaryota, Viridiplantae, Streptophyta, Magnoliopsida, Fabales, Fabaceae. The coding region runs from base 1 to 2049 and encodes 682 amino acids.